Triticum aestivum (bread wheat) is the source of this 553-nucleotide messenger RNA. Its product is annotated as late embryogenis abundant protein 2-like. NCBI's taxonomy places the organism in Eukaryota, Viridiplantae, Streptophyta, Magnoliopsida, Poales, Poaceae. The coding region runs from base 51 to 350 and encodes 99 amino acids. The transcript has a single exon. The record is from RefSeq and is a predicted model, not a curated record.
CAUAUAAAACCCUAACAAACACGUCCGCUUCUGUUGCGUGACUUGCGUCGAUGGCGGCUCGUGUUUUCAUCUCGUCGUCCAGGAUUGCCGGCCAGCUCGCAGCCGCAAAUAAGCGUGGCGUCCGUUCGUACGCUGCAGCGGCGGCGGCCGUGACGCGGCAGGAGCCUUCAGCAGCCGGGGCGGCGAGCAGGCUGGCGGCGGCGGCAGAGGAGGCGGCCCCGAAGAAGGAGUUCUUCUGGAUGAGGGACCCAAAGACGGGGUGCUGGAUGCCGGAAAACCACGUCGACGUCGUUGACCCCGCCGACCUCCGCGCGCGGCUGCUAUUCUCCAAGAAGGAUCGGUUGGUGUGACGACGAUCCGACUCGAUCGACGAUUUUGAGGGAUUAUAUAUUAGACGGGAGACCUUUAUGGUGGAGUCUGCUGGAAUUGAAGGCUGCCUGGUCGACGGAUCUUUCUUGUUUUUAACGCAUGUUAUCACGAAGUGGAGGAGAUUUGUACUGCAAGUUGAUUGACAUGCAUGAUAUUUUCAUUAUAUUAGCCUCUCUUGUGUUUC